This is a messenger RNA of Trichomonas vaginalis G3, 1162 nucleotides long. RefSeq names its product protein of unknown function, DUF4106 family. NCBI's taxonomy places the organism in Eukaryota, Parabasalia, Trichomonadida, Trichomonadidae. The transcript has a single exon. The annotation marks the transcript as partial. The record is from RefSeq and is a predicted model, not a curated record.
AUGCCACGUAAGCUACGUAAGAAUAUACGUAAGAGGAAGAGAGCAUUGAAACAUCCAAUAGUAAAACUGACACCACAACAACAGUUGCAACAACAAAUGCUGAAUGACCCCACUAUGUUGCAACAAAUGUCAAGCAACCCUAUGCUUUUAAACCGAGUCAUUGGUGCACAGAGUGGAGGUUUAAGAGCGGCACUUUUAGCGAAAAUGGCAGGCUAUGGUGGAGCUGCAGACGGAACAGCUUAUAACCCUCAAAGUCAAAUGAAUUUGAGUUCACUCAAAAAUCAAAUAACAGAUGUCAAAAAGUCAAACAUAGACAUACAGAAACAAAUAAGUGAAAACGAAAAGAAACUAGAAUAUGACAGACACACAAAGAAACUCAAUGAGUUAAACGUAGAGAAAAAGAAGAAAGAAGAACAACUGAAAGAACUAGGUACAGAGGAAUAUGCGAAAAAAGUGUCAGAAAAAGCAGCAGAAGUAGCAAAAAUGGAACAAGAUGUUAUAAAUUUGAAAAACCAUACUACUCAAUAUAAAGUACUGAAAGAUGAAGAGAUAAAACAAAAAGCCCUGAAGACAUAUAUGGAUAGCGAUGAGUAUAAAAAAGAAGUUGAAGCAAAUGUAAAGGCAGAAAAACUUUUACAGUUGCAAAACCAAACCGUACAGUAUGAAAACUUAGCACAAGAAAGUAAAAAUAACGACGCAGCCAUGCAAAAGGCAAUGAAAAGCACAGAAUAUAUAAAAGCUAACAAUGACUGGUUAGAUGCCCAAGCCAACGCUAAAGCAGCCCAACUUAUAGGGUCAAUAAGGACAAAAAUACAAGCGGAUGAAGACAGUUCAAAUGAAGCUUUAACGAAUGCUGACUUUAAGAACGCCUUCGAAGCUCUUCAUAGUAAGGUGAAACUAGUGAACGACUUCUCAUCUGGAAAGAAACUGAAGUCUGAAGGUUUCGACAAAGAGUUAAAAGAAGUAGCAGAAAAUAUGACGAAAAUAACAGAUGCAGCAACGAGACAGGCAGUUCAAAGUGCCUAUGACGCCGUUAGAGCAACUGUUGUGGAAAGUCAAGAAAAAGAGUUACAACAGACCAAAACAGACCUAGUAAAUGCUUUCUUAAGAACGAAAAGUCAGGUAGGACAUUAUGCUGCAGAUGGAACAUAUGUGCCAGCUG